AUUAGCUUGGUACCCAUUAUCCACAAACGCUUUCGACAUCGACGACUAUUACCAUGAUAUUGCCUACGGUUCUCGAAUUCACACAUUAAUCUUUACAUACCGAAUUCUACCACUGCCCUCCUACUGCCGGCAUGUGGCUCGACCGACUGGCGGGAGGCCCGGCCAGCAGUCCUGGACCCUCCACGCCUCAACCCGGCGGCAGAGUAUAUCCUAAGAGAACUUCGAGCACUCUGAGUCCAUAUGUCACAUCUCAACGCCCUGGAAUAUCUCCACGUGGCUCCUCGCUAUCACUCGUAUCCAAUGAUUCGACCUCUUCACUCCUAUCGUCUUCGCGAAGGCCUAAUGGCUCCAACUUGAGGCAGGCCUCAACUAUCGAAACGGGACCUGAUUCUUUGGAGGUGCUAGAGACUUUGCUAGCAGGCCUUUCGAGCGACCGCGACCAAGCCGACAAGAAAACCGUCAUUAAUCAGGACGAUAUCAACUUCGACGCUGUAUUCGGGGGAUUAUCAUUAAAGGGGCUUGCCACGUCGGAACCUCCUGACACAACCACAACCAGCAACCGCAAGCCAAAAACGGCAGAAGAGAGUCCGUUUAUCGCAACAGAUACUCUUUGACCCCAUAAUUGACAUAUCGCAGGCGAGAAUGAUAGAACCAAACUCGAAGAUCUUCACCGAUCGAUAGAAGCAUGUGACGAUGUACUCAAUUCAGUUGAGAUCAACCUUGCCAACUUCCGCAACGACCUUGCUAUGGUAUCUGCAGACAUCGAAUCUUUACAAACCCGAUCGACAGCUUUGAAUAGGAGAUUGGAAAACCGGAAACAAGUUGAGAAGGCACUGGGGCCUCUGGUAGAAGAGCUAAGCUUACCACCUGAAGUUAUCUCCAAGAUCUCUGAGGGGCACAUCGAUGAGACAUGGGCCAAGAUGCUCGCCGAACUGGAUCGCAGGUCGACCCUGUUCAAAAAGAAGUCCGAAACGCAAACUAGUAAUGCGGCAAAAGACCUCGAACCGAUUCUUGAGAAGCUCACUUUCAAGGCAAUCGAGCGCAUACGAGACUUCAUCGUGGCUCAAAUCAAAGCACUGCGAUCACCGCAUAUUAAUGCCCAAAUUAUUCAGCAACAAAGUUUCCUUCGAUACAAGGAUCUUUACACAUUCCUACACAAACAUCAUCCGACUCUUGCAAAUGAGAUCGCCCUCGCAUAUAUGAACACUAUGCGGUGGUACUACCUUAACCAGUUUUCCCGGUAUGAGAAGGCUCUCGGGAAAAUCAGGCUUCACAUAUUAGACAAGAACGACGCUCUUGGCCACGAAGAUGCAACCCGCAAGGCUACUGUUCUUUCCAGCAACAGGGCACCAGGGCCUCCUCAUGAUGCAUUUAACCUUGGCCGACGCAUUGAUCUUCUGAAAACCAACAACCAAACCGCGCUCUCCUCAUAUCUCGCCGAGGAAGACCAAACAACUCACUACCUCGAAGUACCCUUCCGCAACUUCAACCUGGCACUCAUUGACAACGCCACGGCAGAAUACACGUUCAUGGCCACCUUUUUCUCUCCCGCGCUGUCCUAUAGCCAGAUUUCAAAGAACUUUAACUAUGUCUUUGAGGCUACCUUUGAACUCGGCAGAACCCUUUCCAAGACUCUGAUAGGGGAGACCUACGAUGCGCUCGGUCUACUCCUUUGUAUCCGGUUGAACCAGCAUUUGGCUUUUGAGCUCCAGCGCCGGAAGGUUCCUGCUGUGGACGGCUACAUCAAUGCCACGACCAUGCUCCUAUGGCCCCGUCUUCAGGUCAUAAUGGAUCGUCACUGCGAUUCUGUACGCCACCUCAGCAAUGCUAUGCCCGCCAAACCGAGCCGCGCCGAAGCUGCUAAACUGUCUGCGGCACCUCAUGUUGUAACCCAGCGUUUCGGGCAGCUGUUACACGGCUUAUUGGCCCUCAGCACCGACGCUGGCGAUGAUGAACCUGUUGUGUCCAGCCUGCGCCGCUUGCGCUCCGAAGUUGAGACCUUUCUUACUCGCCAUGCUGAGCUCUUCGGCGACAAGCGUAAGAGCGGGCGCUUCUUAUAUAACAACUACUCACUUAUCCUCACCAUUAUCAGCGAUGCGAACGGCAAGCUUGCUGAUGAGCAGCAGGAGCAUUUCGAAGAACUGAAGGCUCAGUACCAAGAGACGUCCUAGAAAAGUGCCUCAUCUGGAUACAAAAUUGUUGGGAAACAGGAGGGUUAGUUCACAGGAAAUUAGUGCAUUCUCAAGUCUUCCCUUGAGUGUGACCAUGUGUAUAUUUCUUUGCAUGGCGUCUCGGUGAAGGUCAUCUAUGGGUCUUAUUGCUAAACAGAGCUUUGACCAAACAAAGUGUUAUCUAUGCCAUUCUAGCGUGGGGUAAAUCAUUCCAUCUGCCAACUUUUAUAACAAAUAUGCCUACCUUGAGCAAUCUACCUGAGAAAUCAUCUUGCCGGUGGGAACUUUGGUGUCUAUCGAGAGAAGAAUGAGGCAAUGCGAUGAACGAGUAUUGGAUUGCGGCGAAGGUAGAAAGCCAGGGCUCCCACAACAAGAGCCAUACCAACGGUCUUGACUGGGCGGCGGUAACGCCAGAGGGCCAACUUGACGCGCUUCCGCACUUCUUGCCAAUGAAGUUCAUUGACCUGCUUCUCAAAAAGCUCCGAGCCCUCUUCCAUGGUCUGUUUCGCACAUGUUUCGAUAUCCCGGGCUGUCUUGAGAGCACUGAAAUUAGAGAUGUGUCGCCAGUAGUGAAGAGUCUCAGGAGGAUGCUGCUCAAAGAGUGCGACUGAUUUUAUGAUAAGCUCGUCGAGAUCCAUUUUUGGUGGGACCUUGCCCAGAAUGACGUGCAGCAUAUCGGGCUCGUCUAUCUCAAAGAUCUCAUUUCGACGGUCAAGAAUGAUCUGCGCAAACAUGUAGACUGUAAAUACAGGCUCCCGGGCUAGGAAAACAUCGAACAGUCUGGCGAUGUCUUGAUAGGUCUCGAUGUUGUGGGCAUACAUGGUCAGGGUUCCCGCUAAAGCGUAGAAGGGUUCAACACCUGCAAGAUGCCGUCGGAGCUUGGGAUCAGCAACAUGGAGAAUGUCCGGCAGAAGGCGGAGUUGAGCGGUUGUUGGCCCAAAACUGGGCAACAUAAAGUCCCGUAUCCUCAGGACGGAUAGGCGCGCGAGAACACGAGCUCUCCAUGCUGGUGCCAGCACCAGCAGUAGAACCUGGGAGAUGUCGUGAUAGCCCUGGAAGUAGCACAGAUAAGGGUAACGGCGUAGGACCUCGGUGAUGAGGGAUGAGAGCUCUGACUUGCGGAGACUUAGCUCUGCGUCCGAUUGGUCUGGCACUGCAUUAGCUCUCACGAUGUCUUGGAGGUAAGGAAGGAUUGAGCAAUACUGUCUGGAUAGUAGAU
Molecule: messenger RNA, 3390 nt
Organism: Fusarium odoratissimum NRRL 54006
Lineage: Eukaryota; Fungi; Ascomycota; Sordariomycetes; Hypocreales; Nectriaceae
Exons: 2
Coding region: 747-2171 (474 amino acids)
Biological process (GO): Golgi to vacuole transport; retrograde transport, endosome to Golgi; endocytic recycling
Cellular component (GO): GARP complex
Molecular function (GO): syntaxin binding
Source: RefSeq, a predicted model, not a curated record